Molecule: messenger RNA, 2251 nt
Organism: Rattus norvegicus (Norway rat)
Lineage: Eukaryota; Metazoa; Chordata; Mammalia; Rodentia; Muridae
Gene: Mrps5
Product: mitochondrial ribosomal protein S5
Exons: 12
Coding region: 184-1482 (432 amino acids)
Biological process (GO): translation
Cellular component (GO): mitochondrion; mitochondrial inner membrane; ribosome
Molecular function (GO): RNA binding; structural constituent of ribosome
Source: RefSeq, marked provisional
CCCUCUGUGGUCCACAUGGACAGUUUUUUCGACCUCCGUGUGCCCUGAAUGGUGAUCCUCGAGUCUCAGCUCACCUCUCUGAGCUGAUGAUGGACAUCUGACGAGGCGCGGUUGUAGCCCGUCGCUGCAGGCGGUGAGGAAGGCGGUUCCAGAGACAGGCAGAGUCGCUGCUCCGGCUCCAACAUGGCGGCGGCCGUACGCGCUGCGGGCUGUCUCCCCGCACUGUGUAGCGCGCCGGCAGGUCAUUUCCUGUCUAGGCAGCUCUCUUUAAACACCUUUCCAGUAGCAGCCACUUCCUUUUUGGCAGCGAAGACAGCUUUCAGCCAUGGCUCUUUGUCACCAAGGGAAACAAGACACAACCACUGUCUGACCAGCUUGAGCCAUGCACUGCAGACACAGUGCUGCAUUUCCUCUCCCAGCAACUGGACGGGCCAGCAGUACAGACCCUACAGCUUCUUCACCAAAUUGACUGCAGAAGAACUCUGGAAAGGUGCACUAGCAGAGACUGGAGCUGGAGCAAGGAAAGGCAGAGGCAAAAGGACAAAGAAGAAGAAGAAGAAGGAUUUGAACAAAGGCCAGAUUAUUGGUGAAGGGCGUUCUGGUUUCCUGUGGCCUGGUUUGAAUGUUCCUCUUAUAAAAAGUGGAGUUGUUCAGAACAUUGGCCAGCGAAGCAAAGAAGAGCAGCAGAAGGUGGAGGCCGACAUGGCUGAGCAGAGGGAAGAGUGGGACCGGAAGAGGAAGAUAAAAGUUAAACGGGAGCGCGGCUGGAGUGGGAACACGUGGGGAGGUGUCAGUAUUGGCCCCCCAGACCCGGGACCCAAUGGAGAAACCUAUGAAGACUUUGAUACCAGGAUUCUUGAGGUAAGAAAUGUUUUCAAUAUGACAGCAAAAGAGGGAAGAAAGAAGUCAGUCCGUGUCCUGGUUGCUGUUGGGAAUGGAAACGGUGCUGCAGGUUUUGCCGUCGGGAAAGCCGCUGACCGGGCAGACGCUUUCAGAAAGGCAAAGAACCGAGCGAUUCAUUAUUUGCAUUAUAUAGAACGAUAUGAAGGACACACAAUAUUCCAUGAUAUUUCACUAAGAUUCAAAAGGACACAUAUCCGGAUGAAGAAACAGCCCAGAGGUUACGGCCUCCGCUGCCACAGGGCCAUUAUCACCAUCUGCCGCCUCAUCGGCAUCAAGGACAUGUAUGCGAAGGUCAAUGGGUCCGUGAACAUGCUCAACCUCACCCGGGGCCUCUUCCAUGGCCUCGCCCGCCAGGAAACCCACCAGCAUCUGGCUGAUAAGAAGGGUCUCCACGUGGUGGAAUUCCGGGAGGAAUGUGGGCCUCUGCCUAUUGUGGUUGCCUCCCCUCAUGGGGCCUUGAGUAAGGAGCCUGAGCCCGAACCUGAGGUCCCUGAUACCAAACUGGACUGGCAAGACGUAAAGGCCAUGCAGGGAAUGAAGCGCUCUGUGUGGUUUAACUUAAAGAGGUCGGCCACCUGAACAUCCAGCCUGCCCCGCCUGUGCCGGCUGCUGACAGCACCUGAAGACUCCACCCCUCGCCUGGAUGUGCUGUCUUUUUUAUUUUAAAAAAGUCUAACCUUUGUUUUCAAAUAAAUAAUUAUAGACUUGGUUUACUGAGCGCAUGGCAUAUUGCGGUGUGACAGGAAAGUUGCAUGCAAAUAGCAGGAGCGAUUCCUUAUUUAAACUAGUAAGGACGAGUGAACUGGAACAGCUGUUGCCGUGACAACUAAAGCUUUACAACUAAAGUAGUAAAGUGUUUACUACUGAGUCAUCCAAAAAUGAAUGCUUUCAACUACAUUUUACAGAGAAGUGGGGUAGCCUGACCCACUGAGCCACUCACCUCCAGGCAGACGCCAGCAGUGUGCCGUUUCUGUUCUAUAACUUCUGUACCAGGCUGUGGUCUCACCCCUGGCUCUGUUUACUGGUCUCUGGGUGAUGGUGAUUCCGGUGUGUCUGAAGUUGUCUCCCUGUCACCUUCACUCACAAGCCCCUGAAAGCUAAUGGUGUUGUGUCCUCAUUGCUUAUUGGGUAUUGAUGCGGCCCAUUCAGAUCCUUUGCCCACUUAGAAAACUGGGCUAUUUGUGCUUUAUUAUCAGCUAUAAUUGUUCUUUGUUGUGCAUUUAGACACAGCUCUAUCAUACAGUUGGGUUCUGGGAUUUUUGUUGUUUUGUUUUUUGUCUUCUCUGACAGACUUGCCUUACUUACCUUUAAUUGGCAUUUUUAGGUCAUCAGCAUAUAAAGUGGCUGU